AUGCAGAUCGCCCAGAUGGACCUCUGUCCGUGGACUCUAGUCAUUGUCGCUACAGUACGACUCUACAACAUAUACCUCUACCCGCUGCGAGGGUAUCCCGGUCCGGCCUUCUGGGCAGCUAGUCGUCUUCCCUGGUACUGGUACCAGUUCCACGGGACCCUGAACCAGAGGCUUCUUCACUUGUACCGGCAAUAUAGUCAGACUAUUCGAGUUAUCCCGAAUGAAUUGUCAUUCACGACUGCCGCUGCCUGGAAGGCUAUCUACGGCUCACGCUUUGAUGAGAUAUCCAAAGACCCGAUAUUCUCUCUGCUAAUACCUACCGGUGCGCCAAAUACGUUCGUCUCUUCGCUGCCCGCGAUAUCCAAAGAGCUCAUUUUAUUCCAAAUGCUCAAGUACUACAAUUUCACCUGGCUAUAUCGUUUCUUCAUGCCGCGACCCGUUUCCGGUGCGUGCGCCCGAAAUAUCAGCCGAGUAGUAGAUACCGUUACCAGACGCAUCGAGCGCCGUAUAAAUCGCAAGGAUUUCCUAAAUUAUAUUCUUGCAGCCAUGCAGGGCGAUAAAGGCAUGACUCGCGACGAAAUCAACGUGAACGCGUUCUCGUUCAGUAUUGCCAGGUCAGAGGCUACAGCUACCGCGCUUGCCGUAUUCGUGUUUUACAUUUGCAUUCAUCCGCGCAUAUAUCGGAUUCUUGUGGCAGAGAUUCGAAGCAGGUUUGAGGAUAAGGGCCAGAUUGGAAUGAGUACUGUUAAUUACCUUUCGUAUUUUAAUGCCGUCUUUACUGAAGUCUUCCGCAUGCAUCUCCCAGUCGCGAUUACCCUUCCUCGUGUAGUUCCUUGUGCGGGCGUCUUCAUUGAUGGCCGAUUCUUUCCGCCAGGUACUUCCGUCGGGGUCAACCAUUUCUCGACAUAUCGUGACCCCUGUAAUUUCUUUCGUCCGGAUAACUUUGUUCCUGAGCGAUAG
This is a messenger RNA of Aspergillus affinis, 960 nucleotides long. RefSeq names its product benzoate 4-monooxygenase cytochrome P450. The coding region runs from base 1 to 960 and encodes 319 amino acids. Gene Ontology annotation, molecular function: monooxygenase activity; heme binding; oxidoreductase activity, acting on paired donors, with incorporation or reduction of molecular oxygen. The record is from RefSeq and is a predicted model, not a curated record. NCBI's taxonomy places the organism in Eukaryota, Fungi, Ascomycota, Eurotiomycetes, Eurotiales, Aspergillaceae. The transcript is spliced from 3 exons.